UUCGGUUUCCGAAGUUGCAUCUCGGGACUCGGGAGUCGUAUUUUUCUUUGUUUAUUUCUUAAAUUCAAUUAUUUUGAGCGAUUCAUUUCUGAAUUAAGUAUGAUGUUAUUGUCAAUUAAAUCAUGGUUGUCUUUUUUCAUUCAUAUAUCGUUAUAGGUAAUUGUCGUUGUGACCCAAAUAAACAUGAUAUCAGAAAAUUCUGCUAAACAGAGAAACCCAUUGGUGUUUUUAGAUAUAUCUAUCGAUGGCGAGACAGCUGGCCGAGUUGUUAUAGAAUUAAGAGAUGAUAUUGUUCCUAAAACAGCCGAAAAUUUUAGGGCUCUGUGCACAGGAGAGAAAGGGAUUGGUAAAUUAGGAAGACCUUUACAUUAUAAAGGUGUUCGCUUUCAUAAAGCUAUUACACAGUUUAUGGUUCAAGGAGGUGAUAUUAUAAAUGGGGAUGGUACAGGUGGUGAAAGCAUAUAUGGAACAACUUUUGAAGAUGAGAACUUUAUUCUAAAGCAUGAAGCUGGUGUCUUGAGUAUGGCAAAUUCUGGGCCCAACACCAAUGGCUCCCAGUUCUGCGUGACGAGUGUGCCCUGUCCCCACCUCGAUGGAACUAAUGUCGUCUUUGGACAGGUGUUAGCCGGUCUUAGGAUUUUGGAGGAAGUUCAGAAAACUGCGGAUGACUGUCGACCCACGGUUGAAUGUAUCAUCGAGGAUUGCGGAGAGAUAAAAGAUGAGACGUGGGAUGUCCGCUGUCGGGAUGGAACGGAAGAUCGUUUGCCCGAGUACCCGGAAGACCUGAGGGAGGAGCCGAGUAUAGAAGAUCUGCUGGCCGGUAUCCUGAACGUGAAGUCCAGCGGCAACGAGCUGUUCGGAGCCGGCCGGUUCAAGGGCGCGGCUCGGAAGUACCGCAAGUGCCUGCGCUACUUGGAUCUCGUCGGAGACGCGGCCGCGGGCUCGUGCCGGUCCCAGUGCAGCCUGAACCUGGCCGCCUGCUACUCCCGCCUGGGGCUGCACGCCGCCUGCGUCGGCCCCUGCUCGGAGGCGCUCCGUCUGGAGCCCGGAAACGGGAAGGCUCUGUACCGGAGGGGCCGCGCGCACUUCGCCCUCAAGAACUACGAGGCGGCCCUCCGCGACCUCCGCGAGGCCGACAGGGCUUCGCCCCGCAACGGCGCCGUCCUGCGGCUGCUGGAAGAGGUGAAGGCGACCAGCAAGACCUACGACGACGUGCAGAGGCGGAGGCUGGCCAAGUUUUUUCGAGAGCAGAGGGGCGCCGCGGCCCUCGGCCCCCACUGAGCUGCGGCUCGACGUGCUCAUCUGUCGCUUGUGACUUCUUCCAGAAGUGGACUGCCUUAUAUUAAAGCAGUUUUGGGUUCGGACGAGAUCUAAAAGCAUCGACGGCAGUGCCUUAAAUAGUUCCGAUUAAAAGUUUCUCAUCGAGAUCGGGCAAUAAUCUGCAUAAUAAGCGAACGGGAAGUGCCAAAGAUUCGACCGCUCCGAAAUACGUAUUCGAUAAUAAUGUAAAAAUUGUAAAUGUUUAGCUGAGUAACGUACUGUACUGUUUAAGGUAAAUUAUGAUUUUUGAUCUCUCACGUGUAUUACUUAAAAAUUUUAGUUCAUACUUUUAAGACGGCUCAGUUCUCUAGCGGAGAGUUUUGUCCGACUCUCUUCUUCUCUGCCGGGGCUCGCGGCGGAGACGUCUCAAUUUAUGUACAGGGCGUACAGACCGUAGUCUGGCAAUAUCGCUGGACAUCGUCGAGCCACUCUUUCAUUCCAACACAGCUUUUAGAGAAAUAUAUUUGUGACGACAAUAUAUAUAUAUAUAUUGAUAAUAAUAAUUGGUGUAAGGGAUCGAUAUACGUAAUCUUUGUUCCGUGGGUUAUUGAACGUGAAAGAGACGUCUCGAAAACUCGAGUCACAAAAUAGCUAAAUCGUAAGAGACUUCUCGUUUCACGCAUUGAGCGCUAUCCACGGCCGGGACGAGUUCCCGGAAAUGUGUGGAUAGCGCUUUAGAAUAGUUUUAUACGUGACGUAAUAUACAAUUUUUUAUCUAAA
Pieris napi is the source of this 2040-nucleotide messenger RNA. It is a transcript of the gene Cyp40, whose product is annotated as peptidyl-prolyl cis-trans isomerase D-like. NCBI's taxonomy places the organism in Eukaryota, Metazoa, Arthropoda, Insecta, Lepidoptera, Pieridae. Gene Ontology annotation, cellular component: intracellular membrane-bounded organelle. Gene Ontology annotation, biological process: protein peptidyl-prolyl isomerization. The record is from RefSeq and is a predicted model, not a curated record. Bases 184 to 1281 code for a protein of 365 amino acids. Gene Ontology annotation, molecular function: peptidyl-prolyl cis-trans isomerase activity; protein binding. The transcript is spliced from 6 exons.